Thalassophryne amazonica is the source of this 1449-nucleotide messenger RNA. RefSeq lists its product as uncharacterized. The record is from RefSeq and is a predicted model, not a curated record. The transcript has 11 exons. Gene Ontology annotation, molecular function: G protein-coupled receptor activity. Gene Ontology annotation, cellular component: plasma membrane. Gene Ontology annotation, biological process: adenylate cyclase-activating G protein-coupled receptor signaling pathway. NCBI's taxonomy places the organism in Eukaryota, Metazoa, Chordata, Actinopteri, Batrachoidiformes, Batrachoididae. Bases 38 to 1057 code for a protein of 339 amino acids.
UGUGAGUUUGGAAUAAUCUGAUGAUUGCGUCUUUGACAUGGAGCUCACGGGUUCACUGAGUGAGGAUCACAUUGGUAUUCUCUCUACGGUGUAUUUGGUGUUUCUUACACCCAGUGUGAUCGGGAGCUGUUCUGUCCUGGUUGUUUCCAUCAUAAGAUGGAAACAUUUACAACAGCAGGUGCAGAUCCUGGUGCAGCUCGCCUUGGCCGACUUGUUAGCUGCCGUCGUCCUGAUGUCCGCCAGCGCCAUGAACAAAGUCCAAAAUAUCAACAAUGUACACAUCUGCCAGUACAGCCUGCCACUGUCAAUUACUUUUUACUCUGUUUCCUUUUUGUUGGUGUUGGUUUAUGCGUGGACCUCAAAGACUGCAAUUGAAGGAUGGAGAGAAAGGCCAGCUGAGAGUAAUGAGGAGCAGAGGUUGAUACCCACUGGAGCAUACUUCCUAUAUGUGCUCACUUUCUUAAUAAAAAGUGAUUUGCUUGUUCUAACCAAUGACAUACCCUUAAGUGGAGCUGCCUUUGAUGAAAGCAAAUACUGCACAAGCUGUAUUUUUUUCUUGCACAACUGGAGUGAUCCAUACUGCAAAACUGAGAAUAUUCAUGACACAUUCAUUACAAUUGUUCUGUUCCUUGUGGUGAUACCAGUGAUGGUAUCUUGCUCUGUAAUUUAUUAUAAAAUUGGUAAAUGGUAUCAAAGAUCAAAGCAGGAGGGACUUUUUCCUGUAGAAGGCGACGGACGUUCAAGUAGGAGACAUAAAAAAAUGUUUUCCACGGCAAGAAAUAUGGUGAUGGUUAUCUUCUUCAGCUGGACACCAGCACUCAUCCUCAUCGUGCUGUCUACUUUGACAACUUGGCCGCCAAGUGCACCAUGGAUUGAACAGAAUAAUCUGUUUGCUGUUUAUGUGAUACAGGCAGUUGCCGUGUCACUACAAGGUUUCCUGAAUAGUCUUGUUUACGCCUGGAGACGACCCAACUUUACUGAGGCCGUACUUGGAGAGGCUACACCCCUCAUGGUACAUGAGCAUCUGGCUUUCUUUGAUGAAUCCCUGAGAAGCUAAUCUUGAUUCUUGACCAAAAGACUUGGGGCUCUACAAUAACAAUCUCUCUCACACAUUCUAAAGUGCAUAGCACCUGUGCAUUUGGGGAAUGUUCAACUCCACAAAGGAUUUCAUUUAUUCUCUUGAUUAAUCAUGAGUGUGUUUUGGGGAGGACAUGAAAUAAGCUAAUCAGAUUCCCAUAAGUCAUCCCCUUUGAGAGUUAUGUGUGCUGGAACCUAUGGCAUUGCUGUUUAAAUGGUGGACUCAAUAAGUGACAGAACAGAGAGGUUUUCUGGCAGGGGAACGGAUCUGAGUGCAAAGCAUCAACGUGCACAGGAGGUCAUUAAUGGGAGCAGUGGUCAUCACCACAACUCUCUGAGGUCAAACAGUUCCCGUACCACCUCCUUCUUGAU